AUGCCGAUUCGCGAGCUGAGUGCGGAGCUCGUUAGCGAAAUCGUUGAGAGCUAUGGACAAAUCACCAAGCUCAACCUGGCUACAAACGAUAUAUCCCGCGUCGAGAACCUGGAGAGACUGACUCGUCUUUCAAACCUCGACCUCUUCUGCAACCGACUGGGGUCCGUCCCGGGUAGCCUCGACGGCCUGGCGCUUCUGACGCGCCUCAAAGACCUCGACAUCUCCGAAAAUUCAAUCACGAGCUUACAGCCGCUUUUGUCGGCGCCGGCAUCGCUGCUACGGCUCAACGUCGCCAACAACUCCAUCGCAGGAGUCGAUCAGGUCUCCUAUCUGGCCCCUCUCUCUGCCCUCACGGAGCUUGUUCUCGCCGGGAACCCGUUGGCAGCGGAAGACGGCUACCGCGGCCGGAUCUUGCGCGCGCUGCCCUCCUUGACAGCGUUGGACAACGCCGACCACGACGUGGCCGGAGCGGUUAUGUCGUCUCUGGCCGCCGAGAAGCGAGGGCCGGAGGACGUGUCUGGGAAGAGCCCGUCCGCGGAACCGGACUCGGCGUUGCCGGUACCGGGCUCUAGCGGUUCGAUGCCGGCGGGGGCGGCCGGGAUGGCCGAGACGGAGAGGGAGUCUCGGCAGGUGGAAGAACAGCGCGGCAGGGGAAGUACGGCAGAGACAGGUGAUCCCGGUGAAAUUGCUGCGGGUGCAGUGAGCGCUGGAAGAGCUGGGACGGGAUGGGUGGUACCCCUCCCGUCUUCCCAGCUGGCAGGCGAAGGGCGAGGGCUGCUAUUGCAGGCGGAUGCUCGAGCGGUUACUCGGGCGGGGAUGCCCGUGGGAGCAACAUCUGCGACCUUGGCAUUACGCCAGAGCGGUAUAGGGAACUGGGAAGCAAUCGGCGGUGUUUGUUCUGACAUAGGAGCGGACAGUCGAAGCGGGUAUGAAACGGUGGCGGCAGCACCGAGCGAGGAGCCGGUUGCCCCACCCGACGCUGUGCACGACGGUGGCGGCUUGCCGGAGUCUCGUCUAGCAGUUGAAACGGCACGAGCGGCCGUCGGAGUGCUGGGGAGGAGGCAGCACGAGACGGCGGUGCCCGACAGGGGCACUGAUCACCUUUCGGAAGUCGAGGCCGUCGCGAGUGACGGCCCGCACGCCCGGUCGGAUAUGCUGCCGGGCGUGCCCACCUCCGUUGAUCCACCGAUGGGGACUCAUCUCCCGAUAGCUGAAAGCGAGGCACGGGGGGUUCCUCCUCCCGUCCUUUCCGGUGACAACCGCGUCAGCGUCGAUGAAGGAAGCGGAUGGGCGGCGAACGGGGCUCCUCCGCCACACCGACGCUUGUCGGGAGUAGGGAGCAGCUGGGAAAGCUCCUUGGAGGGCGAACACUUGCUUGGGUUCGGGUACGACUAUCUCGGGUCUGCGGCGGGCGCGGGGGGUACAGGGAACGCGCGCACCACAGGGGGCGACCGCUCGGAAACCGUGAGAUAUGGCGCGGCCCUCUCUGGUGAUCGCCGUCAGGUGCUGUUGGCGCCGGAAGCGGCCGCUUUCACGGCGCUGGGAGGGAGAGGGGACUUCGAGGGCGGCCACGCCGCCCAUCCUGCCGACAGCGGUAGUGGCGUUGUCGACUGCCGCGUAGUAUCCUUCGGGAAGGAGACCGGGCACGAUGGACAGAACCGUUUCGAUCGACACCCGUCCGCUCAACUCCCGGGCGCAGGCUAUUCAGCCAGGCGUGGUGGGCCUGUUGUCGGUCUUGUUGGGGGACCAAAGCAACACCGUACGGGAUUGGUCGAAUACUCUCUUGGGUUGGGGCGGGAGGGGGAGGGGGUACUCAAGCCGCUGCCCCGUUCAGCGGUGCCCCUGAAGACCGGGACUUGGGGGGAGGUUCCGCCGGAAGUUCAGCCUCGGCGGCAAGCAGGGGGACACGCCGGAGGGAAGGCGGCUGUUGGAGGCGAGCGGGAGGUGGCGAUGGUCGACAGUGGCGAGUGGGAGGCGCUGAGGCGUGAAAAUGAGGACCUGCGGCGGCAGGUUGCGCUGUCGGAGAAGAGGUGCGGCGCCCUCUCGGAGAUGCAACGCCUUGCGGACGACGCCCUCGCCGCCACGCACCCGCUCCCGUUCUGCUCACCGCCCGCGGGCACAACGGCACCAGAACGCCCGCCACCGCCGCGCCAGGAAGCGACCGACGGUGCACUUUCCCCGGCGUCUUCCGCAGAGGAAGGAGAGGAACGGCGCCGAGAACGGUGCGCAACGGGCGAGGGUGGCGACGAGGACGGGGAGGCCGCGUCCGGCGGGGGCGGCGGCUGGGGCGGAGGGCAGGCGGCGGUGGCCAGGCUGCUGGCGGCCUGGAGGGCCGAGGUCCUAAAGCUGCUGCUGCAGAGGGGCGUGGAUGCGGAGGUUGCCGCGGAGGAGUCUCGCGAGGCCCGGCGGGAGGUGGUGGAGGCGAGAGAGGCGCGGGCUCGCGCGGAGACGGAGGCCAAGAGCUUGACCCAGCGUGCUCUUGCGGCGGAGGCUGAGGCCGAGCUUUCCGGCAUUAAGCUGACGCGGGCCUUCGAGGAGCUAAGGGAAGAGCGGACAGGGCGAUGCGCAGGCGAGGCGUCGAGCGCGGGGUACUCCGUGGCUGUUCGCGACCUGCACGAAUGGGUACAAGGCUUCCUUGGCCGAGCCAGCGAAGGGGUGUUCGAGAGAGAGGCCCUGCUCGCUAGAGGAGUUGCAAAGCUAGAGGCUUUCUCAGAACGGCUGAGCCAGGCUCAUGGAAGAGUACAGGUUCUCGAGACCCUCUUGCGACACAAGGAGAUCCGGCUACGGAACAGCCGCGCCGCCCUGGCUGCGGACCGAAGGGUGUGGCUGCUGGAGCGCCGAGACCGAGAGCUCGCCGCUCUCUCAGAAGAGGCCGCCCGCCGCCCGCCGCCCUCCGCGGCCUCCCCCGCGUCGCGGCGGAAACCCCACCGACCCGUCGGCGGCGGCGGCGGCGCCGGGGAUUCAUCAUCAUCAUCAUCAUCAUCAUCGCGCCGCACGGAUGCUGCGGGAGGCGAGUCGUCGGGGGGCGCCGAUGGCGGCGGCGGAGCGUGGGGUGGGGGAAGGGGCAGUGCGGCGGUGGCGGCGACGCAGCCCCCGCUCCUGGAGGGUCUAAGGCCGGAGUGUGAGGCCGUCAUGCGUGCGCUUUUUUGCAGGGUGGACAGGCUCGGGACGGGCGCCGUACGGGCACGCCGCCUCCUGGACGUGCUCCGGUCGGACUGCGGCGUGUCCGAGGUGAUGGAAGCCGCGGUGGGCAAGUCUCGCUGGAGAGCCGCCCUCGACUCGAUGGAGGCGACGCUUUGCCACCCCGUCGCCGACUCUUGCACCACGAACGGCGACGGCGGGUCGGCCGCUCAGCGUGCUACUACCACCGCCGGUGGUGGUAGUAGCACUCGUUGCUCAUCAGAGCGCGACGUCACGUGGGGUGAGUUUCUCCUCUUCUUCCUGCCGCCCGCCGGGAAUGCGGACGAUGCUUACAACGCCGGCCUGAUCUCCCGCUUCCCCGGCGGUAGCGGCUGCCGGGGCGGGUUUCCAGACGAACACGCCUCCGUCCGUGAUGCCGGUGGUGGCGGCGGCGGCGGCGGACGGCCACCCUUCGGGGCAGUCUCGGAAGACGCCGCCGCCAUGUUGCAGAUGGUCGUGCCCACUCAUUGGACCGCCGGCGGGGGGCAGGGGGGGGCGGGGCUCGCGGCGCUCAGCGUGGGCCAGCUGCGGCGGGAGGUGCUGCGGCUUGCCAAAGAACGUGCGUUUCUGUUGGCGCUGGUGAGAGAGGACGGUCGGCUUGGGAAGCGGCGGGCGGAGGCCGUCCACGACCAGUACCGCCACGAGAUGCGGGCCUUGCGCUCGAAGAAAGGGGAGUUGGAGCGUUUGGUGCAGGAAGAGGCAAGUCGCACGGAAGAAGAGCAGGACAGAGGACGGGUAGUCGAACAAGAGGUGUGCAGCUUGCGGGAGGAGCUCAAGAAAGCGGAACAGGAAUGGAAAGAGCGCGUGGAUGCAGCGGUGCAGGAGAAAGAGUCGGCGCUGUCGGAGUCUUCGCGCGAAGCGUCUCAGUCGGCGACCAAGGCGCGGGAGCGUAUCUCUAGGCUGGAAGCGGAGCACUCCCUGGCCCUCAGAGAGAACGGAAAGUCCUCGGUGCGGCAGAGGGCUCUCGAACGCGAGCUAGCUCGAAUCAAGAGCAGCAUGCAGGCCGAAGCCACGCUUGAGAAGGAGGCCCUCGAGGAGCGGGUGCGCACGGGGGAGUUAAAGCUCGCCACCGCUAGGCGAGAGCGAAACGCACUGUUAGCCGCCCUGCGAGACCUUCAGGGGCGGAGACGGUCCGGAUCUGAUCGUCCCCUGUCCCCCAUCGCGCCGUCGGACUUGGAAACCCAGCAUGGAGGGGGGGGCAUGGCGAUACAGGAGCUCGACGAUGCUGCGGACUUUGGCAGUGCCGUUACUGGUGGCAGGAGCGUUGGUCGUCGUGGUGGUAGGGCUGUUGGGGGGGAGGCGGAGGUUCGCGGACAAUCGCAGGCAGCAGCACAGGUUGUUACCGCUCUGGGCAGCAGAGUCGAGGUCACCCGACAACAGGCUCGGCCUCCUGAGUUUGUAGAAUCGAGGGCAUCGGGAGGGUUUAAAGAAGGGGAUGGUGCGAUAGACUCGGGAGAACGGGGGAUGGGGGGGUCGAAGGGUAUGGGUAGUCCAGGAGCGCCCGCGGGUGAAGGUGGUGGGAGAGCAGCAUCAUUGUCGGCGCGAUUGGAGGCGCUUGCGCUUCAGACACAGCAGCUGUUGGAGGAUGGUACCGAUAGUAGUGAUGACUCCGGGUGAACUGGGAGGUAAUCGUCCCAUUCUUGCCGGGUGUGGGCCUCCAAAGUGUAACUGGCCGGCUCCCGUAAUUCGGCUUUGCAGUUUGAUGGGUUGUUUGCGCAGACCUCUGCGAUAGGCUCAAAUGAAACCCUUCUGUGGGUAUCUAUCUCGUGACGGACAGGUCGUGA
Molecule: messenger RNA, 4964 nt
Organism: Ectocarpus siliculosus
Lineage: Eukaryota; Phaeophyceae; Ectocarpales; Ectocarpaceae
Source: the annotation of a GenBank genome assembly